Molecule: messenger RNA, 1241 nt
Organism: Dendroctonus ponderosae (mountain pine beetle)
Lineage: Eukaryota; Metazoa; Arthropoda; Insecta; Coleoptera; Curculionidae
Gene: NiPp1
Product: nuclear inhibitor of protein phosphatase 1
Exons: 5
Coding region: 191-1210 (339 amino acids)
Cellular component (GO): nuclear speck
Molecular function (GO): protein binding; protein serine/threonine phosphatase inhibitor activity; mRNA binding
Source: RefSeq, a predicted model, not a curated record
GUGUACCCUCCACAACCCCUUUGUCGGUAAAAAGUCAGGUUAGGCGCUGUGAAUGUUCCGUCAACUAGAUGACAUUGUGGAUGUAAAUAAUAAAUAUGGUGGAGUUUGUGUUUGGCUUCCAAAAAAUCGCGAGAAAAACGUGAACUUAAGACAAUUCCCUGCAUUUGUGCAUUGAAUAAACACGCCAUAAAUGGCCAAUCACUACGAAGUUCCCAGCUGGGCCGGUAAACCGCCAGUUGGUCUGCAUUUAGACGUUUUGAAGGGCGACAAGUUGAUUCAAAAGCUCAUGAUCGACCAAAAGAAAUGCUACCUUUUCGGCAGAAACACCCAAAUGAACGACUUUUGCAUUGACCAUGCAUCUUGUUCCAGAGUGCAUGCGGCCUUCGUUUGGCACAAGCACUUGAACAGGGCGUUCUUGGUGGACUUGGGCAGCACCCAUGGCACUUUCAUUGGCAGCUUACGUUUGGAGGGCUACAAACCCACCCAGUUGCCCAUCGAUUCCGGAUUUCAUUUUGGGGCCUCCACUAGAAACUACAUCAUCAGAGAAAGGCCGCAAACCGGAAUCCGGCCUAUCAUUGACGAGAUUGAAAAGGCUGGAGAGGAAACGGAAGGCGGACUGUUGGGCCUGCCUGAAACUGAAACAGAGUUGGAUAACCUGACGGAGUUUAACACCGCUCACAAUCGGCGAAUAUCAAUGUUGGGCAUCAACGAUGACGCGGAGAAGCGGAACAAGAACAGGAAACGGAAACGAAUCACCGUCUCCUUCAACGAGGACGAGGAGAUUAUCAAUCCGGAGGACGUGGACCCGAACAUUGGCCGGUUCAGGAACCUGAUCCAGACCACCGUCAUCCCGUCAACCAAUAAGCGGUCGCGACUGGGCAAUGCUUUGGGCGUGCCACAUCAGACCAAUGCUGACUUCAAAGUACCCAAAGUGCUGAACCAUCCGCAGCAUGAUUUAUAUAACGAUCUGCCGCCGGAAACUCAAGCAACCUCCGGCGUGAAUAAUAUCAGCAGUAUAUACAGUUCCCUGAGUUCAAGGUUGGGCGUGGGGUUGCCGAAUCCCGCACCAGAUGUGGACAUGGGAUUGCCUACUCCCAGUCCCUUUGUGCCUCAGCAAGUGCAAGUUCCCGACUCGUUGGAGCCGAAGAAGAAGAAGUACGCGAAAGAAGCUUGGCCAGGCAAAAAGCCGGUUCAGACGUUGCUUGUGUAAAACUAGUGAGGAAUAAAGAACUCGAUGCGCA